AUGAAUUAAGAGAAUGAGUGGAAUGUGGAUAGUUGGAAGAAAUAUCCAAUUUAACAAUAGCCAGUAUAUUAGGAUGAGCAUUUAUAGUAAUCUAAUCUAGAAUAUUAGUUAGGAGACUGUAUAAAAACUAAAGAAACUUCCAGGAAUUUUAAGUUUUGAUGAGAUAAAUAAUUUCAAGAAUGAAAUGAUAAAAGUUAGUAAAGGAGAGAAAUUCAUCUUAUAAUUAGGAGAUUGCGCAGAGAUGUAUACUGAAUGCACAGAAGAACAUUGGAAGGAGAAAUUUAGUUUUUAUGAUGUAUGAAAUGUAAAUAAUAAAGAGUAUGGGUUAAAUAUUAAAUGCAAUAGUAAUUGGAAGAACUUGUGGAUAAUUUGCAAAACCUAGAACAUAAUUGCAUGAAAAAGAUGGGACUUUAAAUUAUAGAGGAGAUUUAAUAAAUUCAUUGAGUAGAGAUGAUAGAGAUCCUGAUCCUUUACGUUUAUUAUUAGGUGCACAUUACUCAAAAAAGGGAAUAGAUGCUCUUCGUAAAUACAAAGGUCAGUAGAUAUGGGUUUCACAUGAAUGUUUGCAUUUAGGAUAUGAAUCUACGUUUGUAAAAUUACAUGAAGAUAAUCAAUAUUAUCUUUCCAAUACUCAUUUCCCUUGGAUAGGUGAUAGAACUAGACUAUAUGAACAUGCUCAUUGCAAUUUUAUUAAGGGAAUAUAUAAUCCUAUUGGAGUUAAGGUAUUCUAUUAAAUUUAAGUUAGAUUGGAUGGACUAUUAAUAAAAGUGAAUUUGUUAAUGUAAUUAAAUUGUUGAAUCCAAAAAAUGAAGAUGGACGAGUAUUUGCAAUAAUAAGAUUAGGAAAGAAUAAAUUAGAUAAAUUAAAAGAUAUUAUUAAUUGGAAGAAUGAUGAAAAAUUAAAUGUCUCCUUUUUCUUAGAUCCUAUGCAUGGAAAUGGUUUAGAAAAGAAUGGACAUAAGAUUAGAAGAAUAGAAGAUAUUAUGUUUGAAAUACAACACUUUUUUAAUAUACUUGAAUAAAACAAUGAAUAACCAGCUGGAAUACAUUUAGAAUGCACUCCUUAUGAUGUAAGUGAAUGUAUUGAAAAUGAUGAAGAGAUCAAUCCAAAAAUGUAUACAACGGCUUGUGAUCCUAGGUUGAAUUUUAGAUAAGCUAGAAAAAUCAUUGUUUUUGUUAAUACUCUCUUAAAAAAGCUUAAGAUAAAAUAGUAAUGAG
Molecule: messenger RNA, 1217 nt
Organism: Paramecium sonneborni
Lineage: Eukaryota; Ciliophora; Oligohymenophorea; Peniculida; Parameciidae
Source: the annotation of a GenBank genome assembly